Messenger RNA from Cladocopium goreaui, 566 nucleotides. Lineage: Eukaryota; Dinophyceae; Suessiales; Symbiodiniaceae. The record is from the annotation of a GenBank genome assembly.
GCCAUUUUGAAGCCCAACCCCUUUUUAUUGCUGCUGAGUGCUCGAGGGAGCAUGCGGUUUGCACGCGUUUGGGCAGCGCGGCUAGCGCGGUCUUGCACAGCUUCUUUACAGGGCAAAGGCAAUUCGGCCAUUUGCGGCCUUGCUGCAAGCGCAGCUGCAAGCGCAGCUUACGUGAACUGCAGCGAGAGAAGUACAGUUCAAUGCAAUUCUGCAUUCCAGCCCAAGGAAAAUCGCAAAGCGGAAGUGCUUUCCAGCCCUGCGAUAUCUAUGCUGAUGUCCGUUAUUCGUGACAAAAGGACAUGCCAGGCAGACUAUGUCCGUGCAGCAGACCGUUUAAUGGCUAUCUUGGCAGAAGAAGGAAUCGCUCGUUUGCCAUGCGUGAAGCCACAGGUUAUUCAAACCCCGUGUGGGCCUUUCAAUGGCGUCACAGCGCCCGAUGGGCACGCAAUUUGCGCAGUGGACAUUGUUCGUUCUGGUGGUAUUCUGCUGGAAGCAGUGAGGAAAGUCUUGCCAGACCUGAAGACGGCCAAGAUUUUGAUUCAGCGAGAUGAGGAGACCGCUUUGCC